AUGCCUGAACCGACUUCGGUACUAGAGCAGAAGAAGGUAGUAGCGCUGCCCAGUCCAGCCUUGCCGAGUGCCGCGCUGCCCAGUCCAGCCCUGCCGAGUGCAGCGCUCCCCAGUCCAGCGCUGCCUAGCUCAGCACUGCCAGAUAUAGUCCCGCAGAUGUCAGCCUUGCCGAAUCCAACCUUGCAGACUCCAGCUAUGAAAAACCCAUCUCUGCAGAUUUCAGCCUUGCAAAAUCCAGCUAUGGAAAGUCCAGCUCUGCAGAAUCCAGCUCUGCAGAGCCCAGCCCUGCCGAAACCAGCUAUGCAGAAUUCAGCUAUGCAACCUUCAGCACUGCAGAUUCCAGCACUGCAGAAUCUAACACUUCAGAAUCCAGCUAUGCCAAGUCUAGCUCUGCAGCAUCCUGCCAUGCGUAGUUCAGCUAUGCAGAAUACGGCCCCGCAGAGUGCAGCCGUGCCAAGUGCAGCAUUGCAAUGGUCAGUCAUGCCAAAUCCAGUUCUGCAAAACUAUGGCAUGAGAAAGGCACCUAAGCUGAUAAGGACGCCGGAGCUAAGAAGAGCACCAGAGCUGAGACGAGCGCCAGAGUUGAUAAGGUGGCCAGAGCUAUCUCUCCACAAGUCCACUACGCCGUAUCGACCACCGAAAGUUGUCCAACGUUCCAGCUCACCUCUGCCACCACCGAUUGUUGAUUUAACCCAACCAUUACCGAAGUAA
This is a messenger RNA of Salvia miltiorrhiza (redroot sage), 711 nucleotides long. Its product is annotated as vegetative cell wall protein gp1-like. The record is from RefSeq and is a predicted model, not a curated record. Lineage: Eukaryota; Viridiplantae; Streptophyta; Magnoliopsida; Lamiales; Lamiaceae. The transcript has a single exon. The coding region runs from base 1 to 711 and encodes 236 amino acids.